Molecule: messenger RNA, 866 nt
Organism: Anolis sagrei ordinatus
Lineage: Eukaryota; Metazoa; Chordata; Lepidosauria; Squamata; Anolidae
Gene: MTRFR
Product: mitochondrial translation release factor in rescue
Biological process (GO): translational termination
Cellular component (GO): mitochondrion
Molecular function (GO): translation release factor activity
Source: RefSeq, a predicted model, not a curated record
UCCGCUUACUUUUUUUUUUUCAACACAGGUGCGCAUGCGUGGAAGGCUUGCUCGCGAGGCCUAGUCUACUCUGAGACCCGUCGCGUCCCGUUGAGUCAGGAGUAGUCUGCGGCUCUGGAGGUUUUUCUUUUAUGCCUCCUUCAGGCUUCUUGCUCUUGAAAAACACGCUGACCAGACUGGCUGGUUUCUCUCAAGGACCAAGACUCUGGGAGGGAAAGCCUUUUUUAUUGCCUCAGUGGCCUGGAUCUUUGGUCCUCGCUGUGAGCAAAAAGAGCUCCAACAACCUCCUUCCUCUAAAUGAAGCUGAUUUGGAAGAGCAGUUUGUCCGUGGUUCUGGACCCGGAGGCCAGGCAACGAAUAAAACCAGCAAUUGUGUGGUCCUGAAGCAUCUUCCCUCAGGGAUUGUAGUCAAGUGCCAUCAGACUAGAUCAGUAGAGGAGAACCGUAAGAAAGCCAGAACGAUCCUCCAGGAGAAAGUUGAUGUUUUCUAUAAAGGUGAAAGCAGUGAUGUCCUUAUGGAGAAGAAGGAAUCAGAAAAGAGGAAGCAAGAGAAGAGGAAGCAAGCAAAAGAAAACCUUGAAAGGAAAAGAAAAUUGAAAGAAAUGCAGGAGUUGGAUAAAAAAUAAGGAUUUGAAUGCUGAAGGGUAUAUCUGGGGUUUUCUUUCUGGCCCUUUGUUGUGAUUUUGAAAGCACCCAUUUGGAAUCACAAGAUGUUACAGACAAAACAUUUAAAAAUGAUGGUAGCACUGAGGUGUUGUAACUCUUUCUCCUGUCAGAGUCGUAAUCUUCUGUGGGGAAGAGCUGCAAAAUGCUCCUCUAACCCACAAUAUUUUGAUGGACUAUUCAAUAAAUUUCUUUUGAGCAAA